GCGUCUCCUCUCUGCUCCACUCCAGCUUAAACACAGUCAGAGGGCAGAAAAGUUAAGAAAAAAACCCCAGCAGAACUCGUCUUGAUGCUCAGGUCUUAAGACCAUUUACUUCAGCUUGAUGAGAUCAGUCACACUGGACCAUCUGUAGAGCUUCAUCCUCACACAGACUCAACAGGAGUGUCACCAUGCCGACUGUAAAGAGCAAGAAGAAGAAGGUGAAGAAGGAGGUGAAUGAUGCAGAGGAGCAGGGAGAAGUCGGUCUGGAGGUGGAGAUGGAGAACAUGACCAACAACUCGGAGAGCAGAGACCCCCCUCUGACCCCAGAUCUGCAGGAGCCAGCACCACUGAAGAAGAAGAAAAAGAAGAAAGCAUAUACCAUCGAUCAGGAAACGGAUCAUGGUGACCUACCAAAUGGUGACACAUCCGAACCGGUCCUGGAUGGAGAGGAAAUGACUGUUGCUGUCCCCAGGAGGACGAAGAAAAAGAGGAAGGCGAAGGCGACGGAGCACAACAGCAACGACCUGGGAGCCGAAGACGAGGACAUCGUCACCGAUGCCCAGUCACCCAUCCCCCAGCAUUCCCUGUUCACCGCCCCCCAGGGACACAGUCAGCCAGUUGGCAAAGUCUUCGUGGAGAGAAACCGGCGUUUCCAGACAGAUCGCGUGGAGCAGCUCCGACACUCAGAGAUGGUAGACGACUACAUGGACCACAGACGCAUCUGGACCACCAGAGACAUCGCUUUGAGGAUCCACAAUGGCUUCAGGGUGAUCGGCCUGUUCUCUCACGGGUUCCUGGCCGGCUACGCGGUGUGGAACAUCACGGUGGUGUACGUGUUGGCGGGGGGCGAGCACAUGACCACGCUCCCCAACCUGCUGCAGCAGUACCACCCGCUGGCUUACCCGGCCCAGUCCCUGCUCUACCUGCUGCUCACCAUCAGCACCGUGUCCGCUUUUGACAGAGUGAACCUGGCCAAGGCCUCCAUGGCCCUGAGAGGCUUCCUCACCCUCGACCCCGUAGCACUGGCUUCCUUAUUGUAUUUCAUAGCCCUGAUCCUGUCCCUGAGCCAGCAAAUGACCAGUGAUCGCAUCAACCUCUAUCCCACUGCCAACGAGACUCUGUGGCCUCCAGGUUCAGAGCAGCAGAUCCUGCGGCCGUGGAUCGUGGUCAACCUGGUGGUGGCGUUGCUGGUGGGCCUAGCCUGGGCCGUCGUCUCCACACGGCCAGACAUCGAUUACACAGAAGAGUUUUUGAUGACAAUGGAGGUGGAGGGAUACCCGAGAGGAGACGAAACCUUGGACAUUCCUGCCUGAACCAAUCUGCAUAUAUCUUACUUUAAUUUUGUUGCUUUAUUUAAUUUUUUUUUCUACAGAAUACCUCUGACUCGUUUACCAAAUGUGAUUUUUGUAAAUACAAAAUGUAUACAGUAACAGUUGCCAAUUGUUUUGUGUUGUAUGUAAUGUUUUUAUUGCAGCUCUUUUUUGUUCAGUCGACCUAAUGGUGGUAGUAUAAUAUGGCAUUCCCUAUGUACAUGUUUCAUGUGUGCCCUUUUAAUAAAUCUGAAAACAACAUGUAUCUU
Cololabis saira (Pacific saury) is the source of this 1576-nucleotide messenger RNA. RefSeq names its product transmembrane protein 237A-like. Gene Ontology annotation, biological process: cilium assembly. The coding region runs from base 186 to 1310 and encodes 374 amino acids. NCBI's taxonomy places the organism in Eukaryota, Metazoa, Chordata, Actinopteri, Beloniformes, Belonidae. The record is from RefSeq and is a predicted model, not a curated record. The transcript has 11 exons. Gene Ontology annotation, cellular component: ciliary transition zone.